CCUAAUUUCUCACUCUCUGUAAUCUUUGUUUCAAUCGGAAGAGGAGAAAUCACAACGGUGAAGAAGCUCUUAACUCUUAACAGCUUAGAAGAACAAUUCCUUUAUACUAGAUUUUCAUGGCUUCAGGCGAAUUCCGGCGCAGAGAAGUUGAAGCUCUACUCUUACUUGGAGAAGCUCGUGUGCUCAUCGCGUCCGAGUCGCCCUCGCUUUGAAAGGGCUUGAUUGAUUAUGAGUAUAUAUACCAGUGAAUUGGGAAACGAAAAAAAGCUGAUAUCUUCACUUCUACACUUCUCGACAUUCACUUCAAGAUGCUAGAGAGAAACAAGAAAGAGAUUGGAUGUGUACGUUAAAUGGCGAAUCUUUUAGCAAUAAAGCAUUUCUGGGAUUUGAAGUUGCAAGGGACUACAAAAUUAUCAGCUCAAGUUGCAAGGGACUAUAAAUUUUGCCUUGUGUGUUAAGCAUUCUCACUUUUAUGUUUACACAAGUUUUUUAAAUUUGAAUUUUUGGAUCCUCCUAUUUUAGACCCCUCCCAUUGGACUAUGUCAAAACUAAUAAACUUUCUCCAGUUUCUAACUUGUAACUUUGCAUUUUUUCAGUUAUAAAUAUUGUUGGAUCCCAAAAAAUGGAUCCAAUCAUUGGAGAUGCUCUCUACCACACAGAAAAAAGAAUCUCAAUUGUUAUCCAUCGUUUAUUAUAAGCCGCACAUAUAACAUCUUGAUUUUGUAGGCAAAUGGUUCUUUUUCUUUUUUUCUGUGUAUCAACUGUUUUUAAACACAAACGUGUUGGACGGAGACAUAUUGGAAUCAUGUGCGUACUAAACGUCUUUAUAUCCUUCUCCCUAUCUGCACAAAUACCACUCUCCUCCAUUAAUCAUAGCCACUCUCCUUGCUUCUCAAGCAAUUUAUCUUGGCUUCUCACCGCAUCUCUCAGCGCCGGCAAAUGGAAUCUGUUUCACGUGAACCUUCAAGUUCGAAAAGUCCUAAAGAAGGAGAAGAAGAAGAGACUACUAAGAAAGUAAAAAACGAUGAGAAGACCAAGACAGUUCCUUUCUACAAGCUAUUUGCGUUUGCAGAUUCGUUUGAUGUCUUCUUGAUGAUCUGUGGCUCACUCGGAGCUAUUGGGAAUGGUGUUUCUUUACCUCUCGUUACAUUGUUGUUUGGUGAUCUCAUUGAUUCCUUUGGACAGAAUCAGAAUAAAAAAUACAUUGUCGAUGUUGUCUCAAAGGUUUGUCUUAAAUUCGUCUACCUUGCACUUGGAACACUAGGAGCUGCGUUUCUUCAGGUGGCUUGUUGGAUGAUAACUGGAGAGAGACAAGCGGCGAGGAUAAGAAGUACUUAUCUGAAAACAAUCCUGAGACAAGACAUUGGAUUUUUCGAUGUCGAAACAAACACAGGAGAGGUUAUUGGUAGAAUGUCUGGAGAUACUGUUCUUAUACAAGAUGCCAUGGGUGAGAAGGUUGGGAAGUUUAUUCAGCUGAUCUCUACUUUCGUGGGCGGAUUUGUUUUAGCUUUCCUCAAAGGAUGGUUACUAACAUUGAUUAUGUUAACUUCAAUUCCUCUUAAUGCAAUGGCUGGUGCAGCCAUGGCACUUAUAGUCACUCGAACUUCUUCUCGGGCACAAGCCGCUUAUGCGAAAGCAGCAACUGUUGUUGAACAGACAAUAGGGUCUAUCCGAACGGUUGCUUCUUUUACGGGAGAGAAGCAGGCUAUUAAUAGUUACAAGAAGUUCAUAACAUCGGCGUAUAAGUCAAGCGUUGAACAAGGUUUCUCAACCGGUUUAGGAUUUGGAAUAAUGUUCUUUGUGUAUUUCAGCACAUAUGCUUUGGCUAUCUGGUUUGGUGGAAAGAUGAUACUCGAAAAAGGGUAUAGCGGUGGCGAUGUGAUCAACGUCAUCAUCAUUGUGGUUGUGGGUUCAAGGUCGCUCGGGCAAACAUCUCCAUGUGUAACCGCAUUUGCCGCGGGUCAAGCUGCAGCAUAUAAGAUGUUUGAGACGAUCAAAAGAAAGCCUUUGAUUGAUGCUUACGACGUGAAUGGAAAGGUUCUUGGAGAUAUCCGAGGAGACAUUGAACUUAAAGAUGUUCACUUCAGUUACCCGGCGAGGCCAGACGAGGAUAUAUUCAACGGAUUCUCUCUGUUUAUCCCGAGCGGUGCAACAGCAGCAUUAGUAGGAGAAAGUGGAAGUGGCAAAUCUACGGUGAUUAGUUUGAUCGAGAGGUUUUAUGAUCCGAAAGCAGGCGAAGUACUUAUUGAUGGAUUUAAUCUUAAGGAGUUUCAGUUGAAAUGGAUCAGAAGCAAAAUAGGAUUGGUCAGCCAAGAACCGGUUCUGUUUUCAUCAAGCAUCAUGGAGAAUAUCGCCUACGGGAAAGAAAAUGCAACGCUUCAAGAGAUUAAAGCAGCAACCGAGCUAGCAAAUGCGGCAAAGUUUAUUGAUAAGUUACCUCAAGGGUUGGAUACAAUGGUAGGAGAGCACGGGACACAGCUCUCGGGUGGACAGAAACAAAGGAUAGCGAUUGCGAGAGCUAUUCUCAAAGAUCCGCGGAUUUUGCUUCUGGAUGAAGCAACAAGCGCGCUCGAUGCAGAAUCCGAAAGAGUGGUUCAAGAGGCUUUAGAUAGAGUGAUGGUUAACCGGACUACGGUAAUUGUCGCACAUAGGUUAAGCACGGUGAGAAAUGCGGAUAUGAUUGCGGUGAUUCACCGCGGCAGAAUGGUGGAAAAGGGUUCGCAUUCUGAGUUGUUAAAAGAUGCUGAGGGAGCUUAUUCGCAUCUCAUUCGGUUACAAGAGAUAAACAAGGGUCAAGAUGCUAAACCAUCAGACAUAUCUUCGGUAGAGGAGUCUGUUAUUAGUAGUGAAACCUUGUCUGUUGGAAAUAACCUUGGUAGCAGUAGCCAACGAGUUGGCAAAGAACCACUCCCAAAAGUAUCACUCACCAGAAUAGCAGCUCUAAACAAGCCUGAGAUCCCGGUUCUCAUUCUAGGAACCGUAGCAGCAGCAAUCAAUGGCACGAUUUUCCCGGUUUUUGGGAUUCUGAUUUCAAAAGUCAUCGAAGCGUUCUUCAAACCAGCUGAAGAAUUAAAGAAAGAUUCAAGAUUCUGGGCGAUCACUUUUGUAGCUCUUGGAGUAACUUCGUUGAUCGUCUCGCCGGCUCAAAUGUAUCUGUUUGCAGUAGCUGGUGGAAAACUGAUUCGGAGGAUUCGAUCAAUGUGUUUUGAGAGAGCGGUUCACAUGGAAGUUAGCUGGUUCGAUGAGCCACAUAACUCAAGUGGUAAGCUGGGGGCAAGACUAUCAGCUGAUGCAGCUUUGAUUAGGGCUCUAGUUGGAGAUGCAUUGGCUCUAGCGGUUCAAAACGCUGCAUCUGCUGCGGCUGGAUUAAUUAUUGCUUUCACUGCGAGUUGGGAAUUGGCGCUUAUAAUCUUGGUGAUGCUUCCUCUUAUUGGUAUAAAUGGUUUCGUUCAAGUCAAGUUCAUGAAAGGAUUCAGCGCCGACGCAAAGUCACAGUACGAGGAGGCCAGUCAGCUAGUGAAUGAUGCGGUGGGGAGUAUAAGAACAGUUGCGUCCUUCUGCGCAGAGGAGAAAGUGAUGCAGAUGUACAAGAAGCAAUGCGAAGGUCCAAUCAAAGACGGAAUAAACCAAGGUCUCAUCAGCGGAUUAGGGACUGGAUUUUCCUUCUUCCUUCUGUUUUGUGUCUACGCGACAAGCUUCUACGCUGGGGCAAGACUGGUUGAAGACGGCAAGACUACUUUCAAUGAUGUUUUCCAGGUGUUCUUUGGGUUAUCUAUGGCAGCGGUUGGGAUCUCUCAGUCGAGUUCUUUGGCUCCAGAUUCUAGCAAAGCCAAGGUUGCAGCUGCUUCGAUCUUUGCAAUCAUCGAUAGGAAAUCAAAGAUAGACUCGAGCGAUGAGUCAGGGAUAGUGUUGGAGAAUAUUAAGGGUGAUAUUGAGCUUAGUCACUUAAGCUUCACGUAUCCAGCAAGACCAGACAUUCAAAUCUUUAGCGAUCUUUGCUUAACCAUUCGUGCAGGAAAGACGGUUGCUUUGGUAGGAGAAAGCGGAUCGGGGAAAUCUACGGUGGUCUCGCUCUUGCAAAGAUUUUACGAUCCAGAUUCCGGUCAUAUAACCCUAGACGGAGUUGAGCUCAAGAAGCUGCAACUGAAAUGGUUGAGACAACAGAUGGGACUUGUGGGACAAGAACCUGUCUUGUUCAACGACACGAUUAGAGCCAACAUCGCUUAUGGCAAAGGAAGUGAAGACGCUGCAACCGAGUCUGAAAUCAUAGCUGCUGCAGAACUCGCCAAUGCACACAAAUUCAUCUCUAGCAUACAACAGGGUUACGACACAGUGGUGGGUGAGAGAGGGAUUCAAUUAUCAGGAGGACAGAAGCAGCGAGUGGCUAUAGCACGCGCCAUCGUGAGAGAGCCAAAGAUAUUGCUUUUGGACGAAGCAACGAGCGCUCUUGAUGCGGAAUCAGAGCGAGUGGUUCAAGAUGCGCUAGACCGAGUGAUGGUGAACCGAACAACGGUCGUGGUGGCUCACCGGUUAUCGACAAUUAAAAACGCUGACGUCAUUGCCGUCGUUAAGAACGGUGUGAUCGCUGAGAAAGGUACUCACGAGACGUUGAUCAAAAUCGACGGUGGGGUUUAUGCUUCGCUAGUUCAGCUUCACAUGACUGCUUCUAAUUGAGAUAUAUACGUUUUGAUGAUUGAUAUAUAUUUGGUUUGUGAGCCAAAACUAGGUUAUGUGUACAUAUUUUAUUUUGUUUUGUUAUUUUUAUUUUCUUUUUCGUUCUAAAGUUUGUAUUUAUAAUGAAUGGAUUUCGACUUUUUCGAUCUAAGAUGUUGAACGAUGUAUUUGACUUCGUAACACAAAACUUCUCUUUGUGUAACGUUCACUCA
Molecule: messenger RNA, 4886 nt
Organism: Camelina sativa (false flax)
Lineage: Eukaryota; Viridiplantae; Streptophyta; Magnoliopsida; Brassicales; Brassicaceae
Source: RefSeq, a predicted model, not a curated record